CUGCUCCGCCUCCUCUCUGAGCAGCUUUGAGCCCCGGCAUCGGGGGAAAAAGGAGGCGGUGCAGCGCUUUCUCUUCAAGCAUCUUCACAAGUUGGAGGAGAUCCAAGGAAGACUGUAAAAUGCACUGCAUGCUGUUUGCUCUUUUGAGCUGGAAGAUUGAAUGUUUGUGUGUAAUCCCAGAGGAACAGUCUACCAACCACUGCCACGUUUUCAUCUGUUGAUAAACACAUCAGCUGCUGGUUGGUCUUAAGGGAAGAAGGCUGAAUUAGUUCCAGAUGGAGAACCUUUCAGCUCAUUUAAGACUUUCCAGUUGAUUUAAGUCAGAAGGCAGAGAAAAUGGAAUGGACCACGUGAAGAAACAUGUGGAGUUUAUUUUUUCAAGACAUCAUUUGAGGACCAAGUACACUUUUUCAGGCCACGGGAGAUGAAAGACUGAUGCCAUGAUAUUUUGGUUUCUUUGAAGUGCUGUUCUGUGCUAAGUCAAUGUUGUUUUGUGUUACGGACAGAUAAAACAUUCUGAUUGUCAGCAUGUCAACUGUGGCAAGUGCUCAGACACCAGAGGAAUCUAAUCCUCCCUCCCUGGAAGAAAAGCCAAAGGGAAAAUCACUAUUUCAUUUGGGUUCACUCUUUGCUAACAGGACUGAAAAAUUUGUCAUUGCUCGGAGUGACAGUGUGCCAGAGGAGAAUGUGCUGAAAAUAACUAUCACAGAGACAACAGUCAUUGAGUCAGACCUGGGCAUCUGGAAUUCUCAUGCUCUCAUCUACCUCACUUUGUGGUUUUUCUUCAGCUUUUGCACUCUUUUUCUUAACAAAUACAUUCUUUCAUUACUGGAAGGAGAGCCCAGCAUGCUAGGUGCUGUUCAAAUGCUUUCAACCACUUUCAUUGGCUGUAUAAAAAUGUUUGUUCCAUGCUGCUUGUAUCAGCACAAAACACGCAUCUCUUACCCACCCAAUUUCAUCAUGAUAAUGCUGUUUGUUGGACUAAUGAGGUUUGCAACAGUAGUCUUGGGUCUUGUCAGCUUGAAAAAUGUAGCAGUUUCUUUUGCAGAAACUGUUAAAAGCUCUGCACCUAUUUUUACUGUUAUCAUGUCUCGGAUGAUAUUAGGGGAAUACACUGGAUUGCUGGUUAAUCUCUCUCUAAUCCCUGUUAUGGGUGGACUGGCUCUUUGUACAGCUACUGAAAUCAGUUUCAACAUCCUGGGCUUCUCAGCAGCUUUAUCUACAAACAUCAUGGACUGUCUGCAAAAUGUCUUUUCCAAAAAGCUGCUCAGUGGAGAUAAGUACAGAUUUUCAGCCCCAGAGCUUCAGUUCUACACAAGUGCUGCUGCAGUGGUUAUGCUUAUUCCAGCUUGGAUAUUUUUCAUGGAUGUUCCUGUGAUUGGGAGAAGUGGGAAGAGCUUCAGCUACAACCAAGAUGUUGUUAUACUUCUCUUAAUAGAUGGAGUCUUGUUCCACCUACAAAGUGUUACAGCCUAUGCCUUGAUGGGAAAAAUUUCUCCUGUGACUUUCAGUGUUGCUAGCACUGUGAAGCAUGCACUGUCCAUCUGGCUAAGUAUUAUUGUGUUUGGUAACAAGAUCACCAGCCUCUCAGCCAUUGGGACUGUCCUGGUGACAAUUGGAGUCCUGCUGUACAACAAGGCAAAGCAGCAUCAGCAAGAGGCAAUGCAGAGCCUGGCAGCUGCAGCCCCACAGCCUGCACAGAGCACAGCUGAAGACACUGAGCCACUCAUUUCCAAGGAAUUGGAGCCAUAUGAUUAACAUGGCAGUUGAUUUUCCAGCCUCAUGUCACUCAAAGGAACUCCUCCUGGAUGUGGUGGUUUCAGCACUUGAGGAUUAUUUGGUUCCUUUUGAGUUCAUGACAGAUCAAGGCUGGGACUUGAAGCAGAGAAAACAACAGGAAGAAUCCAGUAAGCCUUGAUUUCCUGAGAAAUUGAUAUUCCAGAGGACUUAGCAAUUUAUACUGUGGUAAAUGUGGGCUUUAUUGUCUUUCCUUGACUGCAAAGAACAUCCAGGCCUGAGAAAAACUUCAGUGUCUUGUGCAAAAUGAUUCCUUCCUCCCACCCCACCAGAAUAAUGUGACAGCACAGCCCCAUCUCUGCACUCUGCUUGCAGGGCAAUGGAGUUGGUGCAUAGCCCAAAUUCCUAGUGGUUUGCCACUGCCUGAAUCCUCCAUCCCCUGUGUCUGGUGUAGAGCUGGAAGAAGGCAGCCCCUCCUCCUCCAACAAAUGACUUAUUUUGCUGUUUGUUUAGUUGAAGGGAACUA
Messenger RNA from Calypte anna (Anna's hummingbird), 2263 nucleotides. RefSeq names its product solute carrier family 35 member E2A. The transcript has 10 exons. NCBI's taxonomy places the organism in Eukaryota, Metazoa, Chordata, Aves, Apodiformes, Trochilidae. Gene Ontology annotation, molecular function: antiporter activity. The record is from RefSeq and is a predicted model, not a curated record. Gene Ontology annotation, cellular component: Golgi apparatus. Bases 529 to 1758 code for a protein of 409 amino acids.